Molecule: messenger RNA, 1080 nt
Organism: Impatiens glandulifera
Lineage: Eukaryota; Viridiplantae; Streptophyta; Magnoliopsida; Ericales; Balsaminaceae
Product: WAT1-related protein At4g08290-like
Exons: 6
Coding region: 1-1065 (354 amino acids)
Cellular component (GO): plasma membrane
Molecular function (GO): transmembrane transporter activity
Source: RefSeq, a predicted model, not a curated record
AUGGCGAUGAUGAAGAAAUCGUUCCCAUACUUGCUUAUGGUGGGAUUGCAGUGUGGAGCGGCGGGAAUGUAUAUCAUAAGUGAUGUCACAUUGAAGCAAGGAAUGAGCCGUUACGUUCUGAUUGUGUAUAGAAACGCGAUAGCCGCCAUCGUUCUUGCUCCUUUCGCUUUUUUUCUUGAAAGGAAAAUUAGACCAAAGAUGACACUUCCGGUCUUCUUUCAGAUAACAUUGCUGGCCAUUCUAGAGCCAAUUCUUGAUCAAAACUUAGCCUACCUUGGCCUGAAUCUGACGUCGGCAUCGUUCACUUCGGCCAUAAUGAACGCCGUACCCGCCGUCACCUUCACCAUAGCUGUUAUUUUGAGAAUAGAGAAAGUAAAAGUAAAGGAAAGGAGAAGCCAGGCCAAAGUGAUAGGAACAUUAGUGACAUUUGGUGGAGCCAUGGUUAUGACCAUGUACAAAGGUCCAAUUAUCAGCCUCUUUUGGUCUCCAAAAUCAAGCCAUUUCAUCCAAGCCGUCGAACCCACAACCAAACAUUGGCUCGCCGGCACCAUCUGCCUCCUCAUAGGCUGCAUCGCUUGGUCUUGCUUCUUCAUCUUGCAGUCCAUAACCAUAAAGAGGUACCCAGCAGAGCUUUCUCUUGCCUUCUCCAUAUGCUUCAUGGGAGCCAUCUUAAGUGCGGCUAUGACCCUUGUGGCUGAACGCAAUUCUUCGGUUUGGUCCAUUGGUUUCAACUCAAGGCUCCUAGCUCCCAUUUACACGGGUGUAAUUAGCUCGGGGAUCACUUAUUACGUGCAAGGGCUGGUGAUGAAGACCAGAGGCCCGGUUUUCGUCACAGCCUUCAAUCCUCUUUGCAUGAUCAUUGUUGCUGCUUUGGGUUCUCUCAUAUUAGCCGAGAAACUUCAUCUGGGAAGUAUAAUUGGAGCUGUGAUCAUAGCUACGGGUCUAUACGCAGUCGUAUGGGGGAAAGCAAAAGACGAGCUUCCGAAGAACACUAAUAAUCUCCAAGAACUUCCAACGACUACCAUGGAUGACAAUAAGCUAGCUACCUGUUCUCAAUGUCCAUGACUUUAUGCAUUUCUA